Messenger RNA from Dinoponera quadriceps, 1122 nucleotides. It is a transcript of the gene Fer3HCH, whose product is annotated as soma ferritin-like. The record is from RefSeq and is a predicted model, not a curated record. Gene Ontology annotation, cellular component: cytoplasm. Gene Ontology annotation, biological process: iron ion transport; intracellular iron ion homeostasis. The transcript has 3 exons. The coding region runs from base 1 to 510 and encodes 169 amino acids. NCBI's taxonomy places the organism in Eukaryota, Metazoa, Arthropoda, Insecta, Hymenoptera, Formicidae. Gene Ontology annotation, molecular function: ferric iron binding; ferrous iron binding.
AUGAGCGUGCGGCAGAACUUCCAUAAGGAGUGCGAGGAGGCGCUAAACCAGCAAAUCAAUCUGGAAUUAUACGCCAGCUACGUCUAUCUGUCUAUGGCGUACUACUUCGAUAGGAGCGACGUCGCUCUGCCGGGCCUCUUCAAGUACUUCAAGAAGGCGUCGGACGAGGAGCGCGAGCAUGCCAUGAAAUUUCUGACUUAUCAGAACAAGCGGGGCGGCGAUAUCGCCCUGCCGAUGAUCAAAGAGCCGCCGACGGACUGGCAAAGCGCGCAGAAUGCGAUGAUGGAGGCCCUGAAGCUGGAGAAGCUGGUGAACGAGAAUCUGCUGCAGCUGCACGGGAUCGCUUCGACGCACAACGAUCCCAACUUCAUGGACUACCUGGAGACUGAAUUCCUGCAGGAGCAAGUGGACUCGAUAAAAGAGAUCGCCGACCACGUGACGAAUCUGGUGAGAGUCGGGGAAGGCCUCGGGGUCCACAUCUUCGACAAGGAGCUGCAAGAUCAAGACUGAUCGAGUAAAGUCAGCCGAAUCGAAGUUGUAUUUUAGGCCAAUAUCGUGGAAUCGCGCCGUACUAUUUAUAUCGCAUCAACGAAGCGCCGUACGCGAUAAAUAGAUAAGGGAAGAAGCAGAUGUCUAGGCAUGUUGUUCUUUGUGAGGUGUAUCCAAGAUCCCUCGAAGGCAACGUCGUAGCCAAUUCAAUUCAAUUUCUCGUAUCAAAGUGACUUUAUCGUGCAAUUAAUGAUGUUUAACGGCUAACUUUUUCAAAGGUACACGUAUAUCGUAUUCCUAUAGUACAUCGAGAAAGAAAUGUUUGCUAUUACUAUAAUCGUACAUUGUGAUGAAGAAUUUUAAUCGGGAUAGCCAUUUUUGUAUAUAAUGAGCGUUACUAUAGUAUUUGUUAUUAAUCAUAAUUACUAAUAUUAUAUGCACAUUGCUAUUACUACUUUUUUGUUAAAACGGCGAGAAGAUUUUGUUGGUGCCGAAAAUAAUUGUAAUUUUAGCGAUAUAUUAACCGUCCUCCUUUUCUUUCAGUGUAUCUGUGCGAAAUAUCGUGUAACUUGCACGUCGUUGUAUCGUUCGAAAUCGAAUAAUAACAAUUGAAAACAUUAAUUACAAUCGCAA